AUGCUUCGAAGUCGACAGGCGUCACUUGAUUGUGUCAUUGGAAAUCUCGGUCUUGCUCACGCAGCUGCAUCAACUAAGGGUGACUCUGUGUUAGAGGAGCAGAAACUGUUGUCAUCUAGAAAAGACGUUGCAAGGAAGCGUUUUAAUUCCGCAUACUCAGAGUUAUUGGAAAAGCGGGCGCAAUCAUUAUGUAAAGAAGAGUCGAGGCGUCGAUUUCUAGAAGUGGCUCGCUCGAUUGAGAAAAAACGGGCGGCUGCCAUUGCGGCCCUCCCACCUCCUCCAUCCGACCCACUCGACCCUCAUUUCACCGGCGCUGCGCCUUGCCGGCUUUGUCCCCGGAUAAUUCAUCAGCAUCGGCAAAUGAUGGUGGACGCGGGAACCCCUAUAAUGGAAUCAGCUGAGGAACAGUUAUCUCCAGCUCACAGAAUUAGUGUGCGUUCAGAAGAGUCCACCUUCGGUUGUGACGCUUUCGAAACUGCAGCCGUCGAGACAUUGUGCUCAGACUUUGCUCAGCGCCAGGCUAUCCGCUUUGCUACUGAGACUUCGCUCAAGUCACAGAAGCGCUGCAUUCAAGCUCUAAAAAGGGUUCGAGUGAAGCAGUACUACGAGUCGCUGGUGCAGUGCCUAAACGCCGUCUCUACGAGCGAUGCUGCACUUGACCAAGAAAUUCACACCCCCAGUUCGAAUUCCUCUGCGGAACAGACAUUUUUAAAUGAAUCUUCCUCCGAGAAAGAACUGAUCCACCAUCAUUCAUUUGCGGAUGAUGUUUGGUUAAAUGGUGACGAAGUAUUGCAGUCAAAAGCACAAGAAGUUGGGGGUGGGCUCCAACUGAACGCGCACCUUGGAAAUUUCAGUCCCAAUUCAGUACGUCGGGACAGAAUGGUCAAAUCCCCUGUUUCCUUUUGUUCCGCACAAUCAACGGCAGAACUCUCGCUACUCAGACCAGGUAAUCGCUGUUGCAUGCUGCCUCUGCGGGUGUUCCCUCGUGAUGAGUCAGUCUGGUGUCAUACAUCGCCUCAUCUGGUCCACAAACCCUCUGAGGCUUCGGCGUCGGUGGAACACCACGUCAACCACCCCAUCUCUGGCUUACAUAAUCAGGCUGUCCCUUCACAACUCACCCGGCCAGCCUCAAAUGCCAGAAAGGAGGCGUCACAGUCCAACGAUUUCAUCUUCCAAUCGGAGGCCCGGUGUAGUCGCCGCUCUUCUCAGUCGACCGGUAUUGUGGACAUCAAGGUCGAUCCACCGGGCUCCGCAAAACAUGCUCAGGUGACAGCGAUCCAUCCGAUCUCACCAACACUUCCUUCGAAUACAGUUGUGGUUCAACCGUCACCCACCCACUCGAGAAACCCUGAAGAAAAUCUGGUUGAAUUAGCUGGAGAAGUGGAACCACCAGAGCUUCAAACCCGUGUGUCCAAUAGUGAGUUAGAUGACAGUGGGCAUGCCGUAGUCGCUGUGGCGUCCUCACUUCCGGCGGCAGUUCUGAAAUCGCCACCUGUCAUACACCCACAGGCUCGGGUCUUGGCGACUGAUGACUGUGCCAUGGAGGUCUGGGGAGGGCCUGAUCGUGACACUAGUGGCAGUGUAUGCACGACUGACGACGUUGGGCCGAGUCUUGCUCCAGUUCACUCGUCGUUAUCCACCAAAACUGACUUCGGAAUCCAUGAGGAAGACAUGGUGACCGGAGGUGAGAAGACUGGGUUUGAACCUGUUUCUCCAGGGGAAUAUGGAAUUGAGUCCUAUCCUUCACAUGUUGGAGGCUCGAGCGAAGAGACGGGGACAAGUAAUGGAUCGAAGACACGGCACGUUUCGUCUGGUACGUCGCUGUCAUGCUGUCAGCUCUUACCUUCACAUCCAGCGACUUUGUUUCAACCAAGUUGCGCUCCCUCCCCCGACUACUCCAUUUCGACCAAAGACUCGACUGUGUCUCGCGUUGGCUUAAGUUGUCACGUUAGGCCCUGCGGUAGUGAGCAGCAAAGCUUGCCAACAGCGGCAAACGUUGAUACCGGACAGGUAGUUAUUACGGAACACUUGCGUAGGCGAGCACUCGAAUUGGUCUCUCGGCAGAUAGAGCGUAUCCGUGGAACUAACUGCACGGCUUCCCUUCAGGGAUCCAAAAGUGGCUCCUCCCAAAGCACCGCACAAUCGCGAUCACCCCCUCUAGUUCAGCCGAUACCUGUUCUUCAACGGUCUCAACAACCACCACAAGUGGAGGUUGGUGACUCUUUGAAGGAGUAUUGCCCCCAUGCAUUGCACCAGCCCAUUUUUCAUGAGUCACCGUCUUCAGUAGAGAGUAGUCGGUCGCAAGCACGGUUGUUUGUCAGUCCAACGUCCUGCUCAUCGCCGAACCUACAGACUCACUCCUCAUCGUCUGAUAACUCUGAAACUCACUUAAAUUCGUUGUCCUCUACCGACAGUCCUUACAACUUCCAAAGUACCUCGCCCGUAACUACACAUCUUCCCACAGCUGUUCUUCCACCCCAGCGACCUUUCUCUCCUACUAUUCGGUACCCAGACAUCCCAAAAGUUCCUGGUUCCGUCGUGCAAGAAGAGGUCCAAGAACGCUUUACCAUAAGCGGCAAUGAGGAAUUUCCUGAUAAGUUUCCUAAGGAAACAUCUUCUAGAAGGCACGAACUCCUGAAAUUUUACUUAAAGGAAAGGUUUGGAGCACCAAAGCACCGGGAUCUUCCUUCAGUACGUUCCAGCCUUGGGUCAUCAUCGGUUUCUUGUUCACAAGUCCACUCUGAUGCCACAUUGAGCACUGUUUCCACAGAACAAAUUCAAGUCCCUUUUGUUGAUCAGUUGAACAACAACAAGCUUCCAGGUAGUCCUUACAGCUUAAAGGAUUCAAAUGUUCACCCUCCAAUGAGCCCAAAAGAGGUUAUUUUUGAUUCCGUUGUUCUUGAGAGUUCCGAUCCAGGAUCAUCGAUCAAGUGUUCGUUCGGCGACGUUCCAGGCGCAUACCGUGCUGGUCAGUCGAACAAGUCGCAUAUUCCGGAUGCUUCGUCACACUCCGUGGCACCUACUAUGUUCGUCCUGGAAUCCUCAAUGAAGGCAGACUGUCGUCCUGUCGUGCCUUCUUGUUCAAAUUCCGAGGUAUCUCACAGGAGCUCGUCCAGCUGCCCUUCAGAUCAGUUCACUGAGCUCUCCAGUCAGACGGUGCAUGACCGUGCCCGCUUCUCUAAAUCAGCCUCACUUGACGUACCGGUUUCUCUAAGAUCCGCGUCGGAAUCGCUGGCAGCGCUCCACGUAAGCCCUCCUAAUCGUCCUCUUGCUGAGCCAGUUAAAUCCGCUCGUCGAACCUCAGAGGAUCCACAGUCAAGGAGCAGUGCUCCAUCUUCGCCAAAAUCCGUGUCCGGUGCCACUCUUGUUUCUUCAAGAAGAAUCACUGCCGUGAACCCAGCUUCACAGGCAGUUCCUUCGCCCAGUCCACCGUUGGAUCAGUCAAACACCGACAUUGUUGCAAGCACCAACUUCCACCUCUCCAUCAGCUCGCGUCCUUCGAGUAGUGAUUCAGCGAUUUGUAAUUCAGCGUCUCGCCUUUUUUCAGUAACUUUGCCAAAUUAUUCCUCUUCCCCAUCAACUUCUUGUCAUCCGGUGACUACUGGGUUUGAUUUAACCAGCCCCAGCUCUCCUAGUAAACCAACGCUAACUUCUCGUGAAUCGUCACCCGUGACAUCCCGCAAUUGUAUCUGGUUUCAAGCCAUCAAAUAUUGCCUUCAACCCGUCGUUACCACCCUAGGAGCUAAGGAGAAUCCGGAGGUGAGGCUCGCCACUUCUUUUCUCACUGACACCACUCAGAAUUCUUCGAGCCGCCCGUCAAAUCAAUUUAGCUCUUUAUCAUCCCAAUCACCGCCGUGCUCUCAAUCCGAGCCACUGACUGGCUCUGGAAAGGACUGGUUCCAGGCAGCUCAUUCAGAACUGUCGUUGGGCCGUCAGUUGUGCAUGAUAGGUGGAGUCUCAGUUAAUAAUGCUGCCGCCAAUCCCGCUCUUAACGAUGAGUUUUGUGCUACUUUUUCGGAAAGUCCUGGUACAGUGCUUUCGAAACCAGUGGGCGACGCUUCUGUGGGAAUAUUGACGUUUCAGAAACAUGUGCCAUGCUCACUGUACCAAAUUUCUAGUGCUGACACUCAUACCCACAUUUCAAACAGCGUAUCGGCGGAUGGAGCUUCGUCGCUUUUGUCUAAUGAUUCAUUUUCGGUUGUUCAAUCUACCAAUAACUCGUCUUCCUCACCCGACAAUUAUUCCAACAAUUCUGAUAAAUUGGAGGCAACCCCAGCUACCAGCGAUGCGUGCCAAAAAAUGCCUCUAAAGAUUACGGUGUCAGUUUCCUGUGACAAGAAACCCCCUAGUGGGCAGUUUGUGCAUCCCGCCACCUUUAAUAACAGACAAGGUAGCUGUUUUCAAUCCACACAAGAUGGCCUCCCACAUGAAGGUUCCUCAAGCCCUGUUUCAACACUAACGCAACUACGAGGGGAAUCAUUUCCACCAACUCCAGCGUCCGGUAGUAACAAGUCACUAGUGUUGAACAAGUUAGGCCUUAAUAGUGCGUCUCAAUCGCUUCCUACCGUUGGCCGCUGUGACGACUUGGAACAAGUGACUGCAACUGUCGAAAUAAACUACAGGAAUGCUCGCUGUGUCUACCAACCGACGUUUUACUCAAUGACGACUUUCUGUACUAACGUUGGCGGUCAAACCACAGCCUCACCUGAUGCUAAUCCCCUGCGUUCAGGGAAUGUAUCGCCGAUGAAGUCACGCGGUAAGACUGUGGAUGAGUCGCUUGAUUCGGAGAGUAAGUCCUAUAGCGCAUCAGUAUCAGUGUCAUUGCGCUCCUUCUUGGAACACGAGGCCGAAACAGCAAAGUCAGUGGUAGAUGGCGCGGGCAACGCAGAAGAGACCCUUUCGGCCCUUGGCCGGUUCGGAAACACUCCUACCUUCCCGUUGGGUGCCUCUCAAAUCCUACAAGGCCCCGCCCUGUCGAAGCAAGGCUACAAACCGUCCAAUUAUAUUGAGCCACCGAACGUCGAUUCAAAGGUCUUCAAGCAUUUAGACGGGAGUCAGAAAGAACUCAGCAGCCAUAUUUCGUCAGGCUAUGCCAACACCACUUCCGUCGAGAAAGCAUCGAAAAACCUAGAGCCUGGAAAUGAGGUGAACCUGAAGGGGAAAACGGCCUUGUCUGAGCAUGGUUCGAAGUCGAAAUGCGGUGAUGACUCACAGUGCACCACCUCUAGUGUUGACGAUGGCAGAGGCAUGGCCGCCAAGUUGGCCGCGAACGCUCAAUCCCACGUCGAGGCCACCGGCACAGUCGCCGAAUCCGCAAACGCGAUCACAACCGCAAACGCGACCCCAACCGCAAACGCAGCCGCAAACCCGACCCCAACCGCAAACGCUACCGCAACCGCAAACGCGACCGCGACCGCAACCACCCCCCCAAAUAGCCUGACCACCAGCACUGCUGCCACCCGCGCCAGGCAACGCAAAAUACACGAUACACUAAAGGCAAGCUCGAUCCACUUGUUUCCCCACCUCGAAGCCUACCAUUUUCAUCUAACCUGGUCUCCUACCACUAAGUCUCGGGCCCCAAAGGCCAUCACCUCAGGACCCUCCAAGGCCAAAGAACCUGCAAAUGCGCCAUCUUCUAACCAGUCUCCCGUCGAUAAUGCAGCCGCUUCUUCCUCCACUCAUUCCAAGCCGACAACCGUCUACUCUGUGUGUGGCCGCCCUAGGUUAACAACCAUGGGUAUAGGAGUGAGAGCUGUGAAAGUAACCUUCUACCUCGACGAGAGAACGUCGCUUACAAUGUCGCAUUCAUUGAUUGACGGUACAGCUGUCAAUACGCAAACGUCGCAGGCUCUGAGUUCAACUGGUGGCUUUACCAAACACCAGCUUGAAUGUAGAAGUGCUUUCAACGACAUUCCCGUUUCACCGCUUCCCUCCAUGGAAGGUAGACGUCAAACCGAAAAGGAAUGCUCCAGACCCAUGCAAAAGGACAUGCGAGCCGUGCUAGGUGCAUAUUGUAAGAACCCAGUUCUUAUGUACGUGGCUCUGCGUUCCUACGGGGACUUCGAUAAGCUGGAUGUUCUGGUUUUAGGUGUCAACUCACAGCCACUUAAACGCCUCCGGAGUGCGCCCAUCUCGAACUUUUUCUUCCUUGAUCCUGACAAUUUUGUUUGCAGAACAAUCCAACCGCACUCGCACUCAAAAGAAGGGCUGCUAGGCGUGCAGUUGCCUUUGCUAUCCAUUUAUUUUUGA
This is a messenger RNA of Mesocestoides corti, 6249 nucleotides long. Lineage: Eukaryota; Metazoa; Platyhelminthes; Cestoda; Cyclophyllidea; Mesocestoididae. The record is from the annotation of a GenBank genome assembly.